This is a messenger RNA of Pseudo-nitzschia multistriata, 2095 nucleotides long. NCBI's taxonomy places the organism in Eukaryota, Bacillariophyta, Bacillariophyceae, Bacillariales, Bacillariaceae. The record is from the annotation of a GenBank genome assembly.
AUUAUAAGGGAGGAAACAAUAGGAUUGCAUCAUGUGUGGUAUUGUGGCGUUGCUGCUGGCAGACGAAAAUGCUUGGGUGAGUUAUUUCUUCUCAGCUCCAUGCGMGGUGUCGAUAUAGUUGCUGCAUACCGGUGCCGUUUGCUGACAAUCAAUGUGUAACAAAAUGGCUUACCUAAUGMCUUGUGAAAUGUACACCGAUAUCUUUCUACUUUUGAAAUAACAGGUGAACCAACUGAUCUUCGACGGCUUGACCGUUCUCCAACAUCGCGGCCAAGAUGCUGCCGGAAUGGUAACUGCCGAUUGCAAGCGUCUUCACCUUCGCAAGGACAACGGAUUGGUHCGGGACGUCUUCCAACAAGAACACAUGACGCAACUGAGAGGCAACAUCGGUCUUGGUCAUGUCCGCUAYCCUACGGCGGGAUCGAGUUCUUGCGCGGAAGCUCAGCCCCUCUACACUAAUUACCCUCAUGGUAUCUCCGUUGCCCACAAUGGUAAUCUUACGAAUACGGACGAGCUAUACAAAGAAAUGCUCAAGAAACAACGCCAUGUCAACACCGAUUCRGAUUCGGAGAUUCUUUUGAAUUGUUUUGCUGAGUCCCUCAACAAAUAUCAAAGAAUUAGUGCCGACCAGGAUGACAAAGAGAACGCUAUUGUUGAGGAUAUCUUUAAUACUUGUACCGAUGUCAUGAAAGAGUGCAAGGGUGGAUACGCUACGACUUACAUGAUCAAUGGUGUUGGAUUGGUCGGCUUCCGCGAUCCCCAUGGGAUUCGACCUCUUGUUGUUGGUUGCCGAUCGAAAGACCCCGAAGACAAAGGCAAAASUUGGACCUCGGAGUCUMUGGAACAAAACUCAGGUACCAAGAAAAUCGAUUUUUGUAUGGCGAGCGAAUCGGUAGCAAUCGAUGCACUAGGAUUUGAGCUUGUUCGGUAGGUUUCAAUGCGCUUGCUCGUUUUUUGCUGAGUAGAAACGAUACGUUCUAUUUCCCYYUUUUUGGUUGCUGUUUCUGACACUYGGACUUUCUCUUUUCUGACUACAGUGAUAUUGCUGCAGGAGAAGCAUUUUUUGUUGACAUGAAUACAGGAAAAUGUCACUUUCGCCAGUGCCUUAGUGACGAGUCGGUGGCACCUUGCAUUUUUGAAUAUGUUUACUUCGCAAGACCAGAUUCCAUUAUGGAUGGAGUUUCAGUGUAUGAAUCACGACUCAAGAUGGGAGAAAAACUGGCUAACAAAAUCAAAAAAAUUCACCCAGACCACGGUAUCGACGUAGUUAUCCCGAUCCCCGAAACUGCUCGAACCUCUGCACUUCAGACCGCACACUUUUUGGACGUUCCAUUCCGCGAAGGGUUUGUUAAAAAUCGGUAUAUCGCUCGUACCUUUAUCAUGCCAGGACAAGCGAAAAGGAAAAAGUCCGUUCGGCUCAAACUUAAUACAAUCAAAGCCGAAUUUUCCGGGAGGAAUGUUUUACUAGUUGAUGAUUCGAUUGUUCGUGGUACCACAGCCAAUGAAAUUGUGCAAAUGGCGCGAGAAGCCGGUGCGAAAAAGGUUUUCUUCUGCAGUGCGGCGCCACCCAUUCGGUAUCCCAACAUUUACGGAAUCGAUAUACCAACGCGUACGGAACUUAUUGCACACGAACGAGAGGAAGAAGAGAUUGCCGCCAAGAUUGGAUGCGACUGGGUUAUGUAUCAGGAUUUAGAUGAUCUAGAAGCAUCUGUAACUGAGUUGGCUAGACCCGAUCAGCCGUUGACAAAGUUCGAUACAAGCUGUUUUAACGGAGUCUAUGUAACAGGACAACAGAUCGGUGAUGAAUACUUUCAACGAUUGUACAGUUUACGAAACGAUGAUGCUAAACAAAACCGAGAUGCGAGUGACAGGGGGAAAAUACAAAGUAACGAUGGAUGUGAGUCUGUCCAAAAUGACACUCGAAAGGAAUACAUGACAAGAACUAGUUCCUGUGAAGCCAUGCARAAUUCUUAGUGUAUAUGAAAUACCAGACUUUGGGCUGAAAGAACAGCACAUUUUGAUUACAAGUAAAGAACGAUGCCAUGCAACGGAAAUAGACAAAGAGAUCGUAUAAGUAUAAAACUUGAUUAUGCAU